CACACAACCACACCUCUGUAAGCUAGGCUACGGUGCUGAGAGGAGCUCAGAACGGUUUACAGAGCAAGAACUUCAGCAACUUUUACAGAGAUCUCCAAGUGCCAAAGAAGACUCAGUCUUGGACUACUUUCCUAGCAAGGACUAUCUACCAAACACUUGACAAUGAGCAGUGACAAGCAGGUCGUUUUGGACGUGGACCUGGCCCAGGUGACGGUCAGCAGGGAGAAGGCUCCUUCAGCGUGGUCAGGCAGGUGGAGGCUGGUCAUGGCUCUUCUGGCUGUGGGUCUAUGCACUGCUGCUGCUGUCUUCUUUACAUUUGACAAGACGCAAAACAAACCAGACGAAACUGACGAUAUCGGACUCACUCUAAGGCAAGUGUCCACCAGUGCAAAAGCUGCCAUUCAUUUAUUAGGCAGAUACAACAAGAACUACAUGCACUCUGUGGAAUGGCAGGACAAAGAUGGCCAGUCGUUCAAAACAGGAGGCCUGAAGCUGCAGAACAACAAUAUCCACAUCCCACAUGAUGGCCUCUACUUCGUCUACAGCCAGGCGUCCUACAGGGUCAGCUGCAGCUCGGACGCCGAUGGAAGUGACGAGGGGGCCAUGGUCCAGCUCAGCCACAUGGUCCAGCGAUGGUCCGACUCAUACGACGGCAGCAAGCCUCUGCUGAGCGCCGUGCGGACGGCCUGCAAGAAAGCCCCCAUGCAGUCUGAAGAGGACGACGGGGAGACGUGGUUCAGUGCCAUUUACCUGGGGGCCGUCUUCAAGCUGCAGGCCGGAGACCGUCUCUACACCACGAUGAUGGAUAAGAUGCUGCCGCAGGUGGAGACCGAACAAGGGACGACGUUUUUCGGUGUGUUUGCCUUGUGAGAUCGAACCGGUUUGGGCUGAAGAAGGGCGUGAAAAGAUGAAGUGCCAGUCAGCGAUUGCUGUCUAGUGGACUGAACUUUCCACUCAUGAUCUGUCACAGUGUUUCCCAUCUCCUUUAAUUACUGUACUAUUUGGGAACAGAUACAAUUGUUUUAUGUUAAAACAGGUAAACACCAUGUAAGCUCAAGGACGAGCUGCUGAACAGCCUGUAACUGACAGCAAAACUACAUCAAACUACAGCUGUUGAUUUUGAAGUUUUUUUCUUAUGUAUUUAUUUGUGAUAUUUAUUGCAUAUUUAUU
Molecule: messenger RNA, 1170 nt
Organism: Pygocentrus nattereri (red-bellied piranha)
Lineage: Eukaryota; Metazoa; Chordata; Actinopteri; Characiformes; Serrasalmidae
Gene: tnfa
Product: tumor necrosis factor a (TNF superfamily, member 2)
Exons: 4
Coding region: 163-870 (235 amino acids)
Biological process (GO): immune response
Cellular component (GO): membrane
Molecular function (GO): tumor necrosis factor receptor binding
Source: RefSeq, a predicted model, not a curated record